Molecule: messenger RNA, 498 nt
Organism: Suillus subaureus
Lineage: Eukaryota; Fungi; Basidiomycota; Agaricomycetes; Boletales; Suillaceae
Exons: 3
Coding region: 1-498 (165 amino acids)
Source: RefSeq, a predicted model, not a curated record
AUGACUGUGUCUUCCACUUCUGAUAUUGAAAUAACCCUCUGGCACACUUGGGCCCUGACUGUCACUCACGAGGCAUGUGAAUAUACUGAACAGAAAUUCAAUGCAGAGAAGACAGGAGGAGACCCAGUUAUACCUUCUCUGAACCUAGACACUGAUCUGGUGAUGGCUUGCAAUCAAUUGGUUGAUUGCCUGAUAAAGGCAUAUAAAAAUCCCAUUCAGAUGCAGAUUGAUGUUGCAAGAUAUAGCAAAUUGAUCUCCCUGAAGGACACCAGGCAUAAUGAAGAGAGAGAGGAGAAGUUGCUUGAGAGGUGUCCUCCUGGCCAUGAGGGCACAAAGUUGGUCGAGAUACCUGCCACAAUUCUUGAUGCAUCCGGUGCCAUCAUUGCAUGGUACAUCAUGGACACCCUGACUGAUGCCACCCAGAAGGAAAUUUGGGCAGCCUCUGAUUUGCUCGCUCCAAUCCUCGAAAAAAGUGUCAAGCUUGAUGGCAAUUGGUGA